GCAAUGCAUGGUUUUAGAGAGAAGAGUAUCGAGUAUUUAUUUUUGCUGUCGUUUCAUCACUAACUGUGUCGCGUUUAUUAUUAUUUGUUAAAUACAUAAUUGUACAUUGUAAAAUGGUUCGCGAUGAUUCCGUCGAUGGUAGCGGUUCUGAAUCUGAAGUCAGUCACAGCCCAACUCCGUCGCCUCAGAUUGCACCAACGCCGGGUUACACAUUAGAAAACCAUGAUCCUGAACCCGGUACACCGCAUAGUCGAGCAUCAGAGGGUAGUGGUAGCGAUCGCAAGUCACGUUCUCGGUCACGUUCAUCUUCUAGUUCGGCAUCUCGCAGCAACUCCGGAUCACGUUCCGGCACACGUUCUCAAUCUGGUUCACCACAUAGCAGGCCCUCGGGUUCUGUGCAUAGCCGACAUUCUGCAACACCAAUUGUCAGUCGAGAACACAGCCCCGCUGGAAAUCGUGAACAUUCAACAGCAGUUAGCCGUGAACAAUCAAUUGUUAGAAGUCGAGAACAAUCACCGGCAGCAAGCCGUGAACAUACGCCCGUUGCUACCCAUGAGCAAUCGUCUGUUGCUCAAGAGUCGUCUCCCAAACGCAAUGCAACUACACCAGCCAACCAAACACCCAACGAUGAAGAUACCCGUUCACAAUCGCCUAACUUGCAAAUAGAUGAUCGUGCUAAUUCACGUUCCCGUUCGCGUUCUCGUAGUCAAAGUCACCGCUCACGCUCCGGCACACCACGUUCAAAAUCUGGAGGCUCUUCACGCUCUGGAUCAGGGUCUCGAUCGCGUUCUCGUUCUCGGAGUGGCACAAGGUCACGUUCAGGAUCGCGAUCGCAUUCUGGCUCACGCUCGAGAUCAGGUACACCGGUAUCGCGCAAAUCUGGAAAGUCGGCAAGCGGAUCUGAAUCAGGAAGUGAUUUUGGUGCACGGCAAAGGAAGAAGCGUAAAGCGUCUGCAUCUAGUGGAUCCGAGUCUGAAGGUGCUCAACGUAAACGAGGUAGUGGGGAAGAAGGCGAUGCGACAGCCGCUGUAAGGGCAAAAAAGGCACGAAUCAUCGAUACGGAUAGCGAAAAUGAAGAGCAGUCACAAAAAAUUGACGCAACUGAUAUUUUUGGUGAUGCCGAUGAUAUCAGUUUAUCGGAAGACGAAGGCCCCAAAUCGGAUACCGGUUCACGCAAGAGUCGCUCACGAACGCGUUCACGUUCAAAGUCAAAAUCCAGCUCCCGCAGUGGUUCACAUCGCUCAGCUUCAGGGUCCCAUUCACGCUCUCGAUCACGUUCUUCUGUUUCGCGGUCUCGCUCAAGAAGCCCUGCCCGUGUUGAGGAACCACAACAAAAAGAGGACGAACCAGAACCUAUUCCCGAAACACGAAUCGAUGUGGAAAUUCCACGAAUCGUAACUGAUCUGGGAAAGGAAAUACAUUUCGUUAAGCUUCCUAAUUUCCUUUCAGUUGAUACGCGACCUUUUGAUACCGAAACUUACGAAGAUGAAAUUGACGAAGAAGAAACUAUGGACGAAGAAGGUCGACAGCGCAUCAAACUGAAAGUAAGUAACACCAUACGUUGGCGUGAAUAUAUGGCCAACAAUGGUGACAUGAUCAAAGAAUCGAAUGCGCGUUUUGUGCGCUGGUCAGAUGGUAGCAUGACGUUGCAUUUGGGCAACGAAACUUUCGAUGUUUAUCGCCAACCAUUGCAUGGUGAUCACAAUCACAUGUUCAUCCGUCAAGGUACGGGUUUGCAAGGGCAGGCGGUUUUCCGCACCAAGCUGACUUUCCGACCACACUCGACGGAAUCGUUUACACAUAAGAAAAUGACAAUGUCAUUGGCCGAUCGUUCACAAAAAACCAGCGGUAUUAAGAUUCUCACUCAAGUCGGCAAAGAUCCGACUACCGAUCGUAAAUACAAUCUCAAAAAAGAGGAAGAAAAACUGCGUCAAGCGAUGCGUACUCAGCAGAAGCCACAGCCAAAGAAAAAGAAAAGUGGCGCACAUGAUGCCCAUGGCGGCGCUAAUUCAUCGUACCAUCACGAUGAUGGCAGCGAUGACGAAAAUGCUAUUUCUCUUAGCGCUAUUAAGAAUAAGUAUAAAAAAGGCAGCGGUGGUGGUGGUGGUGGCGGUGGCGGUGGUGGCACGCCAUCAGUAACGUCCGAACAAAAGGGCUCGGCUAUUUAUUCGUCAGAUGAAGAUGAUGGCUCUGACUUCGAAGGACGACGCAGCAAGAAAAUGGACAAGACAAAAUCGGUAAAGGCACUGCGCGACUCUGAUAGCGAGUCGGAUGAAGAGCAUGGCAGUGGUAAGGGUAGUGCCGGCGGUAGCGACAGCGAGGCCAGUGGCAGCGGCAGCGGGAGCGGGGACGAAGGUGGUGGCAGUAAUCGCGGAAAAGGCGGUGGCAGUGGCAGCGGAAGUGGCAGUGACAACGAUGAACAUACGGCAAAUGAUUAAACAAUAAAAAAAAGAUUCACGCACCAGUAUAAAAGGCAAUCGAUUUUGCGGGACCAUUUGCAAGAAUUGCCACAUUUUACAUACAUUUAUUAUAUAGUUCUGAGUUUCAUUUCAUAAAAUGUUUGAAUUGCAUGUUCGAUGUAAAUUAUAUCAAUAAAUGAAGAGAAGUGGAAGCGUAAA
Messenger RNA from Anastrepha ludens (Mexican fruit fly), 2618 nucleotides. It is a transcript of the gene Atu, whose product is annotated as another transcription unit protein. Bases 114 to 2438 code for a protein of 774 amino acids. Gene Ontology annotation, molecular function: RNA polymerase II C-terminal domain phosphoserine binding. The transcript has 4 exons. Gene Ontology annotation, cellular component: Cdc73/Paf1 complex; nucleus. The record is from RefSeq and is a predicted model, not a curated record. NCBI's taxonomy places the organism in Eukaryota, Metazoa, Arthropoda, Insecta, Diptera, Tephritidae. Gene Ontology annotation, biological process: transcription elongation by RNA polymerase II; positive regulation of transcription elongation by RNA polymerase II.